ACUCCCUCUUAGCCGUUGAGCUGUUGACUCGGUAGAGGUCGGAAAAAACACAAAGAUCAAAAAGGAAAAAAAUCCGGAGAGAAUUUCCGUGCGCCGGGCGACUCGAUUUCUUUUGUCUCCCACGGGCCACUGUUUUGACUUCACUGGGCGUCACUAUCUGUGCGGUCGCGGGGCAUCGUGGGUAGGAAGGAAAUUCGGUCUCAUAGCUCUGAAAGAUGGCGGACGCAUUUGGGGAUGAGCUAUUUAGCGUGUUUGAGGACGACUCGACCACUGCAGCCGGAACCAAAAAAGACAAGGAGAAGGGGAAAUGGAAGGGUCUUCCAGGGUCUGCAGACAAGGCCGGGAAACGUUUUGAUGGCAAAUUACAAUCAGAAUCAACUAAUAGUGGAAAAAAUAAGAGAGAUGCAGAUUUUGAAGGCACGGAUGAACCCAUCUUUGGGAAGAAGCCCAGGAUAGAAGAGUCAAUAACUGAAGACUUAAGUUUGGCAGACCUGAUGCCCAGAGUCAAGGUACAAUCCGUUGAAACUGUCGAAGGGUGUACACAUGAGGUUGCGCUUCCUGCAGAUGAAGAUUAUUUACCACUUAAACCUCGAGCUGGAAAAGCUGCAAAGGAAUACCCAUUCAUUCUUGAUGCUUUUCAAAGAGAAGCCAUUCAAUGUGUUGAUAAUAAUCAGUCUGUUUUAGUAUCUGCGCAUACAUCAGCAGGAAAAACUGUAUGUGCUGAAUAUGCCAUUGCAUUGGCCUUAAGGGAAAAACAGCGUGUAAUAUUUACCAGCCCAAUUAAGGCUCUGAGUAACCAAAAAUACCGUGAAAUGUAUGAAGAAUUUCAAGAUGUUGGUUUGAUGACAGGAGAUGUUACUAUUAAUCCCACAGCAUCUUGUCUUGUUAUGACCACAGAGAUUUUGAGAAGUAUGUUGUACAGAGGUUCUGAAGUUAUGCGAGAAGUUGCUUGGGUCAUAUUUGAUGAAAUCCAUUACAUGAGAGAUUCAGAACGUGGUGUAGUAUGGGAAGAAACCAUCAUUUUGCUUCCUGAUAAUGUCCACUAUGUCUUCCUUUCGGCUACUAUUCCAAAUGCCCGUCAGUUUGCUGAAUGGAUUUGUCAUUUACAUAAGCAGCCUUGUCAUGUAAUUUACACAGAUUAUCGGCCUACUCCAUUGCAACACUACAUUUUUCCAGCAGGAGGAGAUGGCCUGCACCUUGUGGUUGAUGAAAAUGGUGACUUCAGAGAAGAUAAUUUUAAUACUGCAAUGCAAGUGCUUCGGGAUGCAGGUGAUUUGGCAAAAGGAGACCAGAAGGGACGGAAAGGAGGAACAAAAGGACCAUCAAAUGUGUUCAAGAUUGUGAAGAUGAUUAUGGAAAGAAAUUUUCAACCUGUAAUUAUUUUCAGUUUUAGUAAGAAAGAUUGUGAAGCCUAUGCACUUCAAAUGACCAAAUUAGAUUUUAAUACAGAUGAAGAAAAGAAGAUGGUUGAAGAAGUAUUCAGUAAUGCAAUUGACUGCUUGUCUGAUGAAGAUAAAAAACUCCCUCAAGUUGAACACGUACUUCCUCUUUUGAAGCGGGGGAUUGGUAUUCACCAUGGUGGUUUACUUCCUAUUUUGAAAGAAACUAUAGAAAUUCUCUUUUCUGAAGGCUUAAUAAAGGCCUUAUUUGCCACAGAGACUUUUGCUAUGGGAAUUAACAUGCCAGCUAGAACUGUUUUAUUUACAAAUGCCCGCAAAUUUGAUGGGAAGGAUUUCCGAUGGAUUUCCUCUGGUGAAUACAUUCAGAUGUCUGGUCGUGCUGGAAGGAGGGGAAUGGAUGAUAGAGGAAUUGUAAUUCUCAUGGUAGAUGAAAAGAUGAGCCCAACAAUUGGAAAACAAUUACUUAAGGGCUCAGCUGAUCCUCUAAAUAGUGCUUUCCAUUUGACCUAUAAUAUGGUUUUGAACUUACUGCGUGUAGAAGAAAUUAAUCCUGAGUACAUGUUGGAAAAAUCCUUCUACCAGUUUCAGCAUUAUAGAGCAAUUCCAGGAGUUGUAGAGAAGGUAAAGAACUCAGAAGAACAGUAUAAUAAAAUAGUAAUUCCCAAUGAAGAAAGUGUAGUCAUCUAUUAUAAGAUUAGACAGCAGCUUGCCAAACUGGGUAAAGAAAUUGAAGAAUAUAUUCACAAACCAAAAUAUUGCUUACCAUUUCUGCAACCAGGUCGUUUGGUAAAGGUAAAGAAUGAAGGAGAUGACUUUGGCUGGGGAGUAGUGGUGAAUUUCUCAAAAAAGUCAAAUGUUAAGCCUAAUUCUGGUGAGCUGGAUCCAUUAUAUGUAGUAGAAGUACUUCUGCGCUGUAGCAAAGAGAGCUUGAAAAAUUCAGCUACUGAGGCUGCAAAACCAGCUAAACCUGAUGAGAAAGGGGAGAUGCAGGUUGUCCCAGUUCUGGUGCAUCUCCUGUCUGCUAUCAGCAGUGUUAGACUUUAUAUUCCUAAAGACCUUCGGCCAGUGGACAAUAGACAGAGUGUUUUAAAAUCAAUUCAGGAAGUUCAGAAACGUUUUCCUGAUGGUGUUCCCUUAUUAGAUCCUAUUGAUGAUAUGGGCAUUCAAGAUCAAGGACUGAAAAAAGUCAUUCAGAAAGUAGAGGCUUUUGAGCAUCGAAUGUAUUCUCAUCCACUUCACAAUGACCCAAAUUUGGAAACUGUGUAUACACUUUGUGAAAAAAAGGCACAGAUUGCAAUAGAUAUUAAAUCUGCAAAGCGAGAACUGAAGAAAGCAAGAACAGUCCUGCAAAUGGAUGAACUCAAAUGUCGCAAACGUGUUUUAAGAAGGUUGGGGUUUGCUACUUCUUCUGAUGUCAUAGAGAUGAAAGGACGAGUGGCUUGUGAGAUAAGCAGUGAUUUGUUUCUUUUCUGUCCAGGCAGCAUAAUUCGUUGUAUGAGGCGCCUGGAAGAACUGCUUCGACAAAUGUGUCAAGCAGCAAAAGCCAUUGGAAACACUGAGCUGGAAAAUAAAUUUGCAGAAGGAAUCACCAAAAUCAAGAGAGAUAUUGUGUUUGCUGCCAGCCUCUACUUGUAAAGAGUCAGCUAAAGGAAUGUGGGACUUUCGAUUAUUCACCACCUGUGUGAUUACAGUUGACUACAAAUGCCUGCAAGUGUUGAUUUGCUUCUCCCAUCUCAAGACGGUUACCCUCAUUUUAAUGUGUAUUAUAUUUCAAUCGUUAUUCUGUGAAAGCAUAUUACAUACACGUUUAUACAUAAGCAUUACAUUUUUUUAAUAAAAAAUGUACAGGUGGGGCA
Messenger RNA from Propithecus coquereli (Coquerel's sifaka), 3256 nucleotides. RefSeq names its product superkiller viralicidic activity 2-like 2 (S. cerevisiae) (gene MTREX). Gene Ontology annotation, cellular component: nucleus. The transcript is spliced from 24 exons. Gene Ontology annotation, biological process: maturation of 5.8S rRNA; RNA catabolic process. Bases 216 to 3035 code for a protein of 939 amino acids. Lineage: Eukaryota; Metazoa; Chordata; Mammalia; Primates; Indriidae. The record is from RefSeq and is a predicted model, not a curated record. Gene Ontology annotation, molecular function: RNA binding; ATP binding; RNA helicase activity.